AGCAAGUUUUGCUAAGAAAGGAACCAUACAAGAAUACAAAGGAUCAAAGAUUACAUUCGAUUAAUACCAAUAAUUAUUAACUGCUAUUUAUCCAUAUUUAGCAUUGUAUUUUAGAUAUUMAUUUUAUAGCAGUCUUAGUAAUCUWUCAGAAUGUAUGUCAAGGUCAUGCACAAUUGUUGACAUUAUACUAGGUAUUUAUGGUAACAUCAAGGAGUUUUAUGCAUAACAGUGAAAAAUUAAGAAAAUGUCUUGAAAUUUUAUUUGUUUUAUUCAAAAUUUUGGACUGAAUUAACCAUUUUGUAAUGACAAAAUUGUACACCUUUUCAAAUACUUCAGAUGCUCAAUCUGAUCUGUAUUAUAGUAAGGAUUAUACUGUUCCUGUGAUUGAAARGAUUUGUUUCCAGUCUCCUCAACAUUAAAGUGGCASAGGAAGCCCACAACCAGUCCACUUCCAUACAAAUGUCUCCAUAUUUGGUUUUAUCAUAAACAUGUUGUAAAUAUAUACAUCUGUAAUGGUUUAGCAGAUUAGAAAGCAUUUCAUUUGGAAAUAUCUUUUCAUUUCAUGUUCAAUUUGUAUUUUUAAGACCUCAAAAAAAUCAUUAAAGCUUUACCUUCACU
This is a messenger RNA of Exaiptasia diaphana, 618 nucleotides long. Its product is annotated as nucleolin. The record is from RefSeq and is a predicted model, not a curated record. Lineage: Eukaryota; Metazoa; Cnidaria; Anthozoa; Actiniaria; Aiptasiidae. Gene Ontology annotation, molecular function: RNA binding.